Messenger RNA from Seriola aureovittata, 3036 nucleotides. Its product is annotated as sodium/hydrogen exchanger 2-like. Gene Ontology annotation, cellular component: membrane. The transcript is spliced from 14 exons. Gene Ontology annotation, biological process: sodium ion transport; proton transmembrane transport; regulation of pH. NCBI's taxonomy places the organism in Eukaryota, Metazoa, Chordata, Actinopteri, Carangiformes, Carangidae. The record is from RefSeq and is a predicted model, not a curated record. The coding region runs from base 694 to 2838 and encodes 714 amino acids. Gene Ontology annotation, molecular function: sodium:proton antiporter activity.
UUUGAUUAACCAGAUGUUAUCAGUGUUUUUCACUUGUGACUUUCUACAAAGAACAGUGUCUGGUUGGGGGCCCUCGUCAGGUUUCAUUCAGUUAUUAGUUUCACAUAAGAGAGAUGUUUCCUCUAUUCACUUCUCACAUGGUUUUAAACUGUUUGAAACCCACAUAGAUUAAACUCUUCAAUAUCCUCAAAAAAACAAAGAUUACAGAAACUUGAAUAUGGAGUCCUCAUAACCAUUAAACUGCAUAACUGUACAGUAGUAAAAUGAGCUCCAUCUUAAGUAGCUUGGAACAGUAAAAUGCUACUUACAUAGUGAUUUCACAGUACAAACAGUUAGCAAUGUUAUAUCAGAAUACAUCAGUCGCAGGGGGCUGAAUCACCGUUUUUGCUAAUAUACUUGAAAGGAGCUAUUUUUAAGUUUUGCUCUCCUCGCUAGCAUUUAUGGCUAUUUACAUACCAGUCUUGCCUAGAGCUUCAGCCAUGGUUGCAUUGAUGAAACGAGAUGUUAUAACACACCCUCAGAGCAGCUGCUUCUUCUUCAGGGCAGACUGGACUCUGUCGAUUCGACCGGGAAGAAGUGAUAGAAAUAGAAUAGAGUACUUUUCACCUCUGGAGACAGCUCUGAGUGAGUGAGUAAAGGAAUGAAGGUUGAUGCUGAACUGGCAACAUUUCUUCUAGACUGCAUGGCCGCAGGAUGGCUGCUCUGUGGACUCUCUCUCUGCUGCUCUCUGUCUGCCUGGGAUGUUUGGGCCUGACACCCCCAGCUGACUUCCCUCAGCCCCACAUUCAGCCCCCCUCGCUGGGGUUCAACAGCAGCGAUGGUGGCCUGUCCGUGGAUCUGCCCAUGGCUCUGAGGGUUUUCAGCGUGGACUACCACCAUGUGCAGGCUCCCUUUGAGAUCGUGCUGUGGAUCAUGCUGGCCUCACUGGCCAAACUGGGUUUCCACUGGUCUGGUCGAGUCCCUGCAGUCGUCCCAGAGAGCUGUCUCCUCAUCAUGGUGGGCCUCCUGGUGGGAGGUGUGAUAUAUGGUGUUCGUCACUCUGCUCCCCCGACUCUCAGCGCUGAUGCUUUCUUCCUCUUUCUGCUUCCGCCAAUCGUCUUGGACGCAGGAUACUUCCUGCCAGGGAGGCUGUUCUUUGAAAAUCUCGGUACCAUCCUCUGGUAUGCAGUCCUGGGAACCUUAUGGAACGUGCUGGGCAUCGGCCUGUCUCUGUACGGUGUGUGUGUGUUGGCCCAGAGCUCUCUGGGAGACGUCUCUCUGCUUCACUGCCUGCUGUUCGGCUCUCUGAUCGCUGCUGUCGACCCUGUGGCCGUGCUCUCUGUCUUCCAGGAGAUGCAUGUUAACGAACAACUGCAUAUCUUGGUGUUUGGAGAGUCGCUGCUCAACGACGCUGUUACUGUGGUCCUCUACAAGCUGUUUGAGUCCUUUCUCCGUCUGCCAUCAGUGUCAGGGCUGGAUGUGUUGCUGGGUGGGUGCAGGGUGGUGGUGGUGGGCCUCGGUGGCCUGUGCGUAGGCCUCUUCUUCGGCCUGUUGGCAGCCCUCACCUCGCGGUUCACCUCCAGAGCCCAGGUCAUCGCCCCGCUCUUUGUCUUCCUCUACUCCUACUUGUCCUACCUGACCUCAGAGAUGCUUCACCUCUCUGGCAUCAUGGCCAUUGUGACCUGUGCCGUCACCAUGAAACAGUAUGUGGAGGCUAAUGUGUCAGAGCGCAGCAACACCAGCAUCCAGUACUUCCUGAAGAUGUGGAGCAGCGUCAGUGAAACCUUGAUCUUCAUCUUCCUGGGUGUGUCCACCAUACAGGACGUCCAUAUGUGGAGCUGGCCCUUUGUCUGCUCCACACUGCUGCUCUGCCUCGUGUGGAGGGCCACAGGUGUUCUGUUGCUGACCGCUGUGGUGAACAAGCUCCGGAGGAAUGCUGUGACCUUUAGAGAUCAGUUCAUCAUCGCCUACGGUGGCCUGAGAGGGGCGAUCUGUUUCUCCCUGGUCUUCCUCAUCGAUGACUUCCCAAAGAAAAGACUCUUCAUCACAACAACCAUUGUGGUCAUUCUCUUCACUGUCUUUGUACAGGGGAUGACCAUUAAGCCUCUGGUAGAGCUGUUGGAUGUGAAGAGGAAGAAGAGAGCUCUGCCUACUGUCAGUGAGGAGAUCCACAGCAGGCUCAUUGAUCACCUGCUGGCCGGGAUAGAGGAUGUGGUUGGUUACUGGGGGCAGCACUACUGGAAAGACAAGUUUGAGCAGUUCAACAGAAAGUACCUUCGUCGUUUCCUGAUCCGUGAGGACCACCAAGCUCGCUCCAGCAUCCUCAGAGUUUACCAGGAGCUGGAGAGAAGGGAGCAGAGAGGAGACGAGGAGGCACCCCCAAUAGUGGACCCUCGCUCUCACAGCCGUCCUCUCUUACCCGAGGAGAUGGACAGCAUCAGGCGUAUCCUCUCCAGAAACCUUCAUAACUUCAACAAUAAGCAGACGCCGGCUUACAGCAGACAUACUUUGCAUCAGUACGCUACCACGGAGAAAACAAGGAGACCUCUUCACAGACACCAGAGUCUGGGAGAGAGAUACUCAUAUAAUACAAUCACACACUGGUCACAGCGGGAGGAUAGAGAGUUCGAUGGAUCACACAGAGUGAGAGCAGGACUCAGCAGGUCUCACACAGUGUGCUCCAUAAGCCCAAGGCCCAUCCUCCAGGAUUCAUCAGUCCCAACAGCCUCAGCUCAGACUGGGCAAGUGGAUCCAAAAUCAUCAGCUGCCAGAGAGGAUCGGAUCUCUCCCCAGCAUCAAAUACCCGUGGGAAGAACCCCUAAGAAACAUCUCAGCUUUGUGUUGGAGAACGAGAAGUAGCAAUGAAGACAGACUGUGAGAAAGAAAAAGAGAGGAAAAGACAUGUAAAGCAAUGAAUUCUGUAUGUUCAGCCAUUUUAAAACGGCUCCAUAAAGUAAUAAGUUACUAUUUGUCGGGUGCAAGACUGGGUUGAUGAUCGGUUUUAGCCAAUUACGGACAUUUUCCAAAUGAAAUUAUUAAACUGGGUUCAAUUAUUCA